This is a messenger RNA of Arvicanthis niloticus (Nile rat), 2198 nucleotides long. The record is from RefSeq and is a predicted model, not a curated record. Lineage: Eukaryota; Metazoa; Chordata; Mammalia; Rodentia; Muridae.
CUGGCCGGGCCUCAUCCCUUUUGUGCCAUCCGGGUCUCUCGCGCAAGAGAUUUAGUCUGUGGCGAAGCUUCGAGGUGGCCGGUACUGUUGAGUGAGGGCAAGCAGAGGCGCCGCCUUAGCGGCCGGGACUCAAAAACAAUGGCGGCUAUUGAUACAGAACGAGAUGGAUUAGUCCCAGAAAAGACAUCACCAGAUAGAGAAAAGAAAAAAGAGCAAUCAGAUAUAUCUGUUUCUCCUAGAGCCUCAAAACAUCAUUAUUCAAGGUCAAGAUCAAGGUCAAGAGAAAGAAAACGAAAAUCAGAUAAUGAUGGACGAAAGCACAGGAGCCGGAGCAGAAGCAAAGAGGCAAGAAGACAUGAAUCCAAAGAUAAGUCCUCUAAGAGACACAAGUCUGAGGAGCACAAUGACAAAGAAUAUUCUUCUGACAAAGGAAGAGAGCGAUUAAAUUCAUCUGAGAAUGGUGAGGACAGACAUAAACGCAAAGAAAGGAAGUCAUCACGGGGCAGAAGUCACUCAAGGUCUAGAUCUCGUGAAAGGCGCCAUCGCAGUAGAAGCAGGGAAAGGAAGAAGUCUCGGUCAAGGAGUAGGGAUCGGAAAAAAUCUCGAUCCAGAAGCAGAGACAGGAAAAAGUCAAGAUCUAGAAGCAGGGAUAGAAAACGAAGGAUCAGAACACGUUCCCGAUCAAGAUCCAGACACAGGCAUAGGACUAGAAGCAGGAGCAGGUCAAGGAGUCGAAGUCGAGAUAGAAAGAAGAGAAUUGAAAAACCAAGAAGAUUUAGCAGAAGCCUAAGCCGGACACCUAGUCCACCUCCCUUCAGAGGCAGAAACACAGCAAUGGAUGCCCAAGAAGCAUUAGCUAGGAGAUUAGAAAGGGCAAAGAAAUUACAAGAACAACGAGAAAAGGAAAUGGUUGAAAAGCAGAAACAACAAGAAAUGGCUGCAGCGGCUGCAGCCACUGGAGGUUCUGUUCUUAAUGUUGCGGCACUGUUGGCAUCAGGAACGCAGGUUACUCCUCAGAUAGCUAUGGCAGCUCAAAUGGCAGCUCUGCAAGCUAAAGCCUUGGCGGAGACCGGAAUAGCUGUACCCAGCUACUAUAACCCAGCAGCUGUGAAUCCAAUGAAAUUUGCUGAGCAAGAGAAAAAGAGGAAAAUGCUCUGGCAAGGCAAGAAAGAAGGCGACAAAUCUCAGUCUGCUGAAAUAUGGGAAAAAUUGAAUUUUGGAAACAAGGACCAAAAUGUCAAAUUUAGGAAGUUAAUGGGCAUUAAGAGUGAAGAUGAAGCUGGCUGUAGCUCUGUUGAUGAAGAAAGUUACAAGACGUUGAAGCAACAAGAAGAAGUUUUUCGAAAUCUUGAUGCUCAGUAUGAAAUGGCAAGAUCACAAACCCACACACAAAGAGGAAUGGGUUUGGGUUUCACAUCUUCAAUGCGUGGAAUGGAUACAGUUUGAAAAAUAUCAAUUUGGGACUUUAUAGACUUGUUCUGAUGUCGGGUCCUUGUUCACCAAAUAGCUAGUAUUCUAGCUUGCAUGGGUGUUGCAUUGACUUUAAUUUAUUGAAAAAUACGAUUUUUUUGUAAAUAUCAGAUCAGUGAUACUGGUGUUAGUGUUGUAAUCACGUUAAACCCACUUCCAUUAAACUUGACAGGACUAUAGAAGGACAAUAUUUUUUAGUUCAUGAAUUCUACUUUUCAAAUAUAUUAAAGCUUCGGGUGGGAUAAAAUCUCAUACAUAGAUUUUCUCGUGUCCGCUGUCUUGUGUACUUUUGUACUUAACCUUGUACAGUUAUUUUCAUCUCUUGAAACAUGAAAGAAAUGUUAUGUAGAUGUUCUUUAGAAGAUCUGGCCAUUUGGUACAUAAUCCUGCACACAAGCUGGGCAGUGAUAAUAAAAAUGGUUUUCUCAAAACUGGUGUUAAUUUAAAUUACCUGGUGUUCUUUUUUGAGUUUGUUUUGUGUAGCCUUGAUUUUAUAAUUAAAAACUCGUUAUAAAUGCCUUUUUAUAGCAGCUAUUAUAGGUUGUAGGCAGUACCACAGUGAGCAAAAAUGUAAAGGGGGGGAGUGAAGCAUAUUAAAAGAGUACUGUUUUUCUAUUAUAAGGCAGAAUUGCUGUGCAGUAUUUUGUUAAUUCAUGUUAAUCAGGAAAUAGACUAAAGUAUUCAAGGGAUGUGAGCACUUUUAUUCUAAUAAAGUGCCUUAUAACAAG